UAUAUUCAGGUAGUCAGCUGACCUCAUUCUUUCAGCACAUACUGUUGCUGAACCCAGACCUAACCAACUGCAGCAACCCAACCCCACAUAAUUGAUCCUUGGUUUAAUCCAGGUGGCGACUUAUUUUAUUUGACUAGGCACGGUAUAUGACCAAAUGAGCUGAUUUUAGAGGACAGUGCUUUGUGCAGAGUCCUCCUUUCCAGAUGGGGUCUCUGUAUUUCAGUAUUUGAGUCGAUGGGGGACUUUUAUUGUGAAAUAUUUCCGGUUUUCCGCCAUGUGUUACGCUGCUGUUCUUCCUCAGUAGAAACGUGGUUGGUGGCGAAGCAGCGGGCUGUGUGUGUAAGUGUAGUUGUAUAGUUUUUUUCUGUAUUUGAGCUGUGUUUAUAUUAAUCAUGACUGAGGGCAAGAAGUCCUCCAAGACCAGCCCGAAGCUGCUCGCCCUGAACCCCGCGGAGGACGCCGAGUUUCAGAAGAAAAUCCAGCAAGUGAAGGGUCGCCCCAGAGCGACCCUGAAGCCUGGAGUGGUAUAUGUGGGCCACAUUCCCCAGGCCUUGGCUGAACCGCAGCUUAGACCUUACUUUUCACAGUUUGGCAAAGUUACAAGGUUACGAUUGUCCAGAAGUAAAAAGACUGGCCGGAGUAAAGGCUAUGCCUUUGUGGAGUUUGACUGUGAUGAGGUUGCCAAGAUUGUGGCUGAGACCAUGAACAACUACCUUAUUGGGGAGAGGCUGAUCAAAUGUCACCUGAUUCCUCCAGAGAAGGUCCAUGAAAAACUUUUUGUUGGUUCUCAGAGGAUUUUUAAAAAGCCCAGACUUCCUGCAGUUGCACGGUACAAUAAAAGUCACAGCUCAGAAGAUCUGAAGAAAGUUACAGGGAAACUUCUAAGAAAAGAAUCCAAGCUUCGCAAGAGACUGGCAGAGAAGGGCAUUGACUAUGACUUUCCAGGAUUCGCAGCUCAAGUUCCUGCGAAGAAAGCUCAGUCAGGUGCUGACACAUCAGUCUGUAGUGAGGACGCCACCCCAGUAUGUACCCCUUCAAUCCUGGAGAGAAGAAAGUCAAUAAGAGUAGAGGAUGAUGACGUUGAUGAUGAGAUUGUCCUCAAAACACAGUCGGUGAAGAGUGAAGAUGUUGAAGGCUGUGAAGAGGACACUGAGGAGGAAGAAGAGGAACAGGCAGAAGCAGAGGGAGCAUCGGAUGAUGUGGAGGGUUGAACCUCUCUUCUGUUCUUUAGGACUGUAUUAGUUCUUUGGGGAGAAACAUCUUCCUAAACUACUAAGCUUUCAUGAUUUGUAUAUAAGACUUUCUCAGUUCAUCACACAGAUGGACAGAUAGAGAAAACGCACAGCUGAUGCCCUCAUUGAGACUUGAGGAACUGUUUCAGCAUUUGUGCAUAUAUUGUGCAUUACAUUUGCUUGUAAUGCAGAUGUUAUAUAUAUGUGUGGCUCUGUUCUGGCUGUGGUUUAGCAUUUAGUUGCUUUGCUUUGUGUAAAGCAGACUAGAGCUUUACAGAGUCAUGUUGAGCUGUAUAAUACACACAGGACUAUGUAUCACCUGAAUAAAAUGUGUGUGAGUUUUCUUCCCUAAAUAAUUUUGCUCCACAGCAGUAGAAUGAGGGAUAAAUCACAAAUAUGGAAAAGCAAAAAUUGUGCUUGUGUCCGAAUGGUUGUUAAAUAUAUACCUGUUAAUAAAGUUAUGCAGGAGAAGUCUGAAGUGGACUUGGUUUGUAGUGAAACAUGAUAUCGAGUACAAACAUUUGUUGAAUAGCCCACCUCUGAAAUACAGCACUUUUAGCCAAAGUUCCCUAUUUUUACACCAUUAACAACAAGCUCAUUAAGUAGCUCCGCACUUCAUUGGUAGAUUUGAGUGUCUCGACAUUUAAAAAAAGGCACUGAGAGCUUUAAAAGUGCACAGAUAGUUUAUUAAAAACACUGUAAACACAGUAGCUUGAGGUAGUUAGUUGGUAGCGCCAUCUUACAAUUGUCACAAUAUGUUGGCUUAUGAGCACAAACAAACAGGAUAGGGUAACGAAAUGCAGUGUUGAAUAGAAAUGCAUGAAUUUCAGUUGCUGCUGAAAAUGUCUGUACAAUACUGAUGCUUUUCCACUGAAUUAUGGAAUUAAUUUUAAUUAAUCUUACCCAUUUGUGCCCGUCCGUCGAGUUACCAUCAUUUUGUUUUGCAGUGCCUCGUUUUAAAGGGAUCAUUUGUCUUGUUAAAAUGCCUUGGAAUUUAACCAAUAAAGUGUUGAAUUACUUUGAGUAAAAUGUAA
Molecule: messenger RNA, 2266 nt
Organism: Astyanax mexicanus (Mexican tetra)
Lineage: Eukaryota; Metazoa; Chordata; Actinopteri; Characiformes; Acestrorhamphidae
Gene: nifk
Product: nucleolar protein interacting with the FHA domain of MKI67
Exons: 6
Coding region: 393-1211 (272 amino acids)
Biological process (GO): maturation of LSU-rRNA from tricistronic rRNA transcript (SSU-rRNA, 5.8S rRNA, LSU-rRNA)
Cellular component (GO): nucleolus
Molecular function (GO): RNA binding
Source: RefSeq, a predicted model, not a curated record